Molecule: messenger RNA, 3681 nt
Organism: Abrus precatorius (Indian licorice)
Lineage: Eukaryota; Viridiplantae; Streptophyta; Magnoliopsida; Fabales; Fabaceae
Product: LRR receptor-like serine/threonine-protein kinase GSO1
Exons: 2
Coding region: 1-3681 (1226 amino acids)
Biological process (GO): protein phosphorylation
Molecular function (GO): ATP binding; receptor serine/threonine kinase binding; protein kinase activity
Source: RefSeq, a predicted model, not a curated record
AUGAGAGUGCUUUUGGAGGUGAAAUCGUCGUUUUCUGAAGACCCAGAAAAUGUUUUGAGUGAUUGGUCAGAGAACAACACAGAUUACUGUAGUUGGAGAGGUGUGUCAUGUGAUGAUGACUCGGAGCAAGUGGUGGGACUCAAUCUGUCCGAGUCAUCACUCAGUGGGUCAAUAUCAUCUUCACUCGGUCGUUUGCAAAACCUGCUCCACCUCGAUCUCUCUUCUAACCGCCUCAAGGGUCCCAUUCCAACUACCCUUUCCAACCUCACUUCAUUGGAAUCGCUGAUUCUUCACUCUAACCAACUCACAGGUCACAUUCCCACCGAGUUAGCCUCGUUACUGAGUCUCCGAGCUUUGCGAAUCGGUGACAACGGACUCAGUGGAACAAUUCCCGCCUCACUUGGGAAUCUGAUCAACCUUGUCUACCUUGGUUUAGCCUCAUGCAGACUCACCGGUCCGAUUCCACCUCAACUCGGUCGACUCAGUGAGUUGGACAAUCUGAUCCUGCAGAAAAACGAGUUGACUGGUCCGAUUCCGCCCGAGUUGGGGAACUGCUCAAGCCUCACCAUCUUCACUGCUGCCGAAAACAAACUCAAUGACUCGAUUCCGAGUGAACUGGGUCAACUCAGGAAACUGCGUGUUCUCAACCUUGCCAACAACAGCUUAACAGGGGAGAUUCCGAGUCAACUCGGUCAAAUGAGUGAGCUCAAAUAUCUAAAUUUCGUAGAGAACAAGCUUGAGGGUAACAUCCCAAUGUCUUUAGCUCAACUGGGUAACCUUCAAACUCUUGACUUGUCCAUGAACAUGCUCAGUGGGGUGAUUCCAGAGGAGUUAGGCAAAUUGGGUCAGCUACAAUUCAUGGUUCUUUCUGGUAAUAAACUCAGUGGGACCAUUCCAAGAACCAUAUGUUCCAAUGCAACAAGUUUGGUGUUCUUAUCGUUUUCAGGGAAUGGACUUAAUGGUGAGAUACCAGCUGAAUUGGGUCAGUGCCAAUCACUGAAACAACUUGAUCUGUCCAACAAUUUUCUCAAUGGAUCAAUACCUACUGAGGUUUAUGACUUGUUGGGUUUAUCUUUUCUUUUGCUUCACAACAAUAGCUUGCUUGGUUCAAUCUCUCCCUCCAUAGGGAACCUCACUAAAUUGCAGACACUUGCAUUGUAUCACAACAAGUUGAUUGGUGCUCUCCCUAGAGAGAUUGGGAUGCUUGGGAAGUUGGAAAUGAUGUAUCUUUAUGAUAAUGAGUUAUCAGGGAAGAUUCCUUUGGAGAUUGGUAACUGUUCAAGCUUGCAAAAGGUUGAUUUCUUUGGGAACCACUUCAGUGGGGGAAUUCCCAGCACUAUUGGGAGGUUGAAGGAUUUGAAUUUCUUGCAUAUUAGGCAGAAUGAGCUUGGUGGUGAGAUUCCAGCCACACUUGGUAACUGUCAUAUGCUUGAGGUGCUGGAUAUGGCAGACAAUAACCUCUCAGGUGGCAUUCCUGCAACUUUUGGGUUCCUUAGAAAGUUGAAGCAGUUCAUGCUUUACAACAAUUCUCUUGAAGGUAGUAUUCCUCACCAAAUGAUAAAUGUGGCAAACUUGACAAGAGUGAAUCUUUCAAAGAAUAGGCUGAAUGGUAGUUUGGCUGCAUUGUGUAGCUCUUGGAAGUUUCUUUCUUUUGAUGUUACUGAUAAUGAAUUUGACAGUGAAAUACCCUUUCUCCUGGGGAAUUCACCUUAUCUUGAGAGGCUAAGAUUGGGUAACAACAAAUUUUCUGGUGAAAUUCCAAGGACAUUGGGAAAAAUCACUGAGUUGUCAUUGUUAGACCUCUCUGGGAAUUCACUUACAGGACCAAUACCAGAUGAGCUAUCUUUGUGUCAUAAUCUGGCCUCCAUUGAUUUGAACAAUAACUUUCUGUCCGCACACAUGCCAUCAUGGCUUGGAAGUUUGCCUCAGUUGGGAGAGCUUAAGCUCUCCUUCAAUCAAUUUUCUGGGUCUAUUCCACUAGCCCUAUUCAAAUUACCAAGGUUGCUGGUUCUUUCCUUGAAUAACAAUUAUCUUAAUGGAAGUCUCCCAGGUGAUAUUGGUGAUCUUGCAUCCCUUAAUGUCCUCAGUCUUCACAAUAACAAUUUCUCUGGACCAAUCCCUCAUGCACUAGGUAAGUUAAGCAAUCUUUAUGAACUCCAGUUAUCCAAUAAUAGCUUUAAUGGUGAGAUACCAACUGAAAUUGGAAAUCUCCAAAAUCUCCAAAGCAUUUUAGACCUCAGUUACAAUAAUCUCUCUGGUGAUAUCCCACCUUCACUUGGCAUGCUAUCAAAAUUGGAAGCACUUAAUAUCUCUCAUAAUCAACUCACUGGAGAAGUCCCUUUAGUAGUUGGUGAAAUGAUGAGCUUGGAGAGGCUUAAUAUCUCAUACAAUAACCUUCAAGGUGCAUUGGAUAAGAAGUUCUCCCGCUGGCCACAAGAGGCAUUUGAAGGGAACAUUCAUCUUUGUGGAGCCUCUCUUGGGAGCUGCAAGCAUCGCGGUACUUCCCACAAGAAGCUAUCAGGCUUAAGUGACACAGCAGUGGUCAUAGUCUCUGCCAUUUCAACUUUAGCUGCAAUUGCACUUCUAGUACUUGCAGUGAGCAUCUUCUUGAAAAACAAGCUAGAACUUUCCAGGAAAGGCAAUGAAGUGAAUUGUGUUUUGUCCUCCUCUUCAACACAAGCACGGCGAUCAUUGUUCCCUCUAACUUCUCCUGGAAAGAGAGAUUUCAGGUGGGAAGAUAUCAUGGAUGCCACAAACAAUCUAAGUGAUGAGUUCAUAAUUGGUUGUGGAGGUUCUGGAACAGUCUAUAGAGUUGAAUUCCCCACUGGAGAGAUUGUGGCUGUGAAGAGGAUUUCAUGGAAAGAUGAUUAUUUGUUAAACAAAAGUUUUAUAAGAGAAGUUAAGACUUUGGGGAGGAUCAAGCAUAGGCAUCUGGUGAAACUGAUAGGUUGUUUUAGCAAUAGAAACAAGGGAACUGGUUGGAAUCUGUUGGUAUAUGAGUAUAUGGAGAAUGGGAGUGUAUGGGAUUGGCUACAUGGAAAACCCCUCAAGCCAGGUAAAGCAAAUGGGUGCCUUGAUUGGGAUACAAGGUUCAAAAUUGCUGUGGGAUUGGCUCAUGGAGUGGCGUACCUCCAUCAUGAUUGUGUGCCAAAGAUCAUUCACAGGGAUAUCAAAUCCAGUAACAUUUUACUAGAUUCCAAAAUGGAGGCACACUUGGGAGAUUUUGGACUGGCAAAACCACUCAUUGAGAAUCAGGACUCUAAUACAGAGUCCAAUUCUUGUUUUGCUGGGUCUUAUGGUUACAUAGCCCCAGAGUAUGCAUACUCAAUGAAGGCAACAGAGAAAAGUGAUGUUUACAGCAUGGGAAUUGUGCUUAUAGAACUUGCUAGUGGUAAGAUGCCAACAGAUGCAGCUUUUAGAGCAGAAAUGGACAUGGUGAGGUGGGUGGAGAUGCUCAUUGAUAUGCCAGACACUGCAUGUGAGGAGUUGAUAGAUCCUGAGCUGAAACCCCUUUUGCCUGGUGAAGAGUUUGCUGCUUUCCAAGUGCUUGAGAUAGCCAUACAGUGCACAAAAACUGCACCACAGGAGAGGCCAUCAUCACGCCAAGUAUGUGAUCUUCUACUGCAUGUAGCCAACAAGAAGAAGCUGGACUUUGAGAAGCUGAAUUUGGAUCAUUACUAG